AUGUCUACCUUCAUCGAAUCAUGCGAGUUCCUAACAGAUGAGGAGGGUGACAUUUACGUGAAUAUGCCUGAUCUCCAUUGUGAACGGGCCUUAACACGUCUUCUUCGCAGUACCAAAUGGGGCGCUCAUCCUAUCGUCGUUCUCACCGAAUACAGUCUCAUCAAGAAAGCCUUUCAACAUCCAAGCUUUCAAGGGAGGCCUGACUUCUUUUCAUACAGAAUAGUGCAACGGCACAGAAAAAGGGGAGUGGCUUUGUCGGACGGGCUGGUGUGGUCAGAGAACCGACAUUUUCUCCUCACUCAGCUGCGGAACCUGGGCAUGGGUAAGACUUUCCUCGGGGACGCCAUAGCGGAUGAGGCGUCGUUGUUGAUGGACCAUCUCGAGAAGGCCUGCCUCGACAGACCUGUCGUCAUAGACAGCGCUCUCAACACGGCAGUUAUCAACGUGCUUUGGAUGAUGUUUACAAGCAAGCGAUACGACGUGGGCGACCUUGAAAUAGUGCAAUAUGUUCAAGUCCUGGAAAAAAUUCUGUACGUUAGUCGGAAGAAAAUCUUUCUGCUUGACAUCAUUCCAGUGUUGCCGAAAAUCCUACCUAUGUUCAUUCUCAACGCGUUCUUCGACUUCAAUGUGGGAGAAAAUUACUUUCAAGAGCUGACCAAAAUGUCUGAGAAUAAAAUUCGAGAACAUUUGACAUCCCUGGACCCAGACAACCCACGCGACAUCAUAGAUUACUACCUCCUGGAAAAAACUGAACGCGACUCCAAUGGCUUCCUCACUCAUUUCGAUGCUCAGCAGCUGUGCGGCAUGAUGAAUGACACAUUUUUGGCUGGCUUGGACACGACCGCCUCCACCCUGCGCUGGAUGAUGCUCUACCUAACCAUCUAUCCUGACGUACAGGCAAAGGCUCAUCAAUGCCUGGACGAGGCAGUGCCUAGAACUCGGCUUCCUUGCCUGGCAGACAAGCCUCGAUUAGCGUAUGUAGAAGCGCUGGUGCUGGACGUGUUGAGGCUGAGCUCUUUGGCGCCUCUGUUGAUGUUUCAUCGCGCCACAGAUGACGUCGUAUUCGAGGGCUAUACCAUACCACAGGACACAUUGCUGAUGGCGUGCAGCGAAAUUUGCCACAAAAAUAAGUCCUUCUGGCAGAAACCUGACCAACUUUACCCUGAACAUUUCCUGGACGAAAAUGGGAAGCUUGACAGCGAUAAGGAAAAUUUCAUCCCCUUCUCAGUCGGCCGACGCCAAUGUGUGGGGGAGUCUUUGGCCCGCAUGCAACUUUUCCUCUUCACGGCGGCCAUCUUGCACCGAUUCAAGCUCGAAGCUGCGACGACCACUUCGCUGAAAUCAGAAUCUGAUCCUGCCACGACCAUUUUCAACAGGCCAGAUAGAUUUGAACUGGUGCUUAGAAAAAGAAACUAAGCUCUUUGUGUCGGCAACAAACAUGACGCACUGCAUAUCUGAGCGUAUAUACCCAAGUUAACCCUAACCUUAAUUGUCUGGAAUGGGUACAAAACAUUCACAUUUAUUCAUCUUAGAUAGAAGUAAAGUGGGAGCCCUACAGUCUUGUCCGUCGCGAUACUCUUAAAUGAGAUCUGUGUCUGGGGUAGUACUUUCCAAGUUCAGUUGAGUACAGUUAGUCUAGGUACUUGACGGCGGGGUGAUUUAUCGUUCGUCAUUCGUGGGGUUAGCUUGAAAAAUGAAUCAGUAAGUGUCUGACAGUGUAAUGAACUCUUGAACUACUAUAUUAUACAUUAAUGUGUAUUAUAUAUUAACAGGUCUCUAGCAAAUAUUUUGAUCAGCGUUGACAAGGGGAGGCAUUGAUCAAAACUGCUAGUUCGAAGUGUAGGACAAGGGACGAUAUUGCUGAUUUGAAUGUAAA
Hyalella azteca is the source of this 1876-nucleotide messenger RNA. RefSeq names its product cytochrome P450 2L1-like. Gene Ontology annotation, molecular function: heme binding; iron ion binding; oxidoreductase activity, acting on paired donors, with incorporation or reduction of molecular oxygen, reduced flavin or flavoprotein as one donor, and incorporation of one atom of oxygen. The transcript has 10 exons. Gene Ontology annotation, biological process: xenobiotic metabolic process. Gene Ontology annotation, cellular component: cytoplasm; intracellular membrane-bounded organelle. The record is from RefSeq and is a predicted model, not a curated record. Lineage: Eukaryota; Metazoa; Arthropoda; Malacostraca; Amphipoda; Hyalellidae. The coding region runs from base 1 to 1416 and encodes 471 amino acids.